Molecule: messenger RNA, 1521 nt
Organism: Drosophila eugracilis
Lineage: Eukaryota; Metazoa; Arthropoda; Insecta; Diptera; Drosophilidae
Gene: Orc4
Product: origin recognition complex subunit 4
Exons: 2
Coding region: 82-1455 (457 amino acids)
Biological process (GO): DNA replication; DNA replication initiation
Cellular component (GO): nuclear origin of replication recognition complex; nucleus
Molecular function (GO): ATP hydrolysis activity; DNA replication origin binding
Source: RefSeq, a predicted model, not a curated record
UCCACUGUUUACGUUUGUUUUGGCGCGUUUUCAGCUGUGCGUCGUUUUAAACCUAAGAAAGUCGGGAAUCACACAACACAAAUGCCGGAAGCAGAUGCGGAACUGGUCAGAACCAGGAGCUUCCUGAAGGAGCGCCUGCAGCGGGACUACACCACUUUGAGGGGUUACCCGGAGGAGCGGUCCAACGUUCGCCAACUGCUGCAACGCACUGCAGAAAUGGGGGAAUCCAACUCGCUGCUGCUGAUCGGACCUCGCGGAUCUGGGAAGACCACGCUCAUCAAUGCCGUGCUGGCGGAUCUGCUGGCCAACAAAUCGUUUGUGGAGAAUACUCUGAUCGUGCACCUGGACGGAAACCUGCACACCGACGACCGAGUGGCCCUCAAGUCCAUUACCGUGCAGAUGCAACUGGAGAACGCUGCGGACGGUCGGGUGUUUGGGUCCUUCGCCGAGAACCUAGCCUUCUUGCUGCAGUGUCUCAAGGCGGGCGGCAAGCAAUCCAAAAGCGUGGUCUUUAUCCUCGAGGAGUUCGACUUGUUCUGCGCUCACCAUAACCAAACGUUGCUCUACAACCUCUUCGACGUCUCCCAGUCCGCUCAGGCUCCCAUCUGCGUGUUGGGCGUUACCUGCCGGCUGGACGUGAUUGAGUUAUUGGAGAAACGGGUAAAAUCGCGAUUCUCGCACAGGCAGGUCUUCCUGUUUCCUAGCUCUGAGCGUUUCGAGGAGUACGUGGAGCUGUGCCAAGAUCUGCUGUCACUCCCGAGCGGUAGUUCACUUCUGGUAGCGGCGGAACGUGUCGAUAAUCUGCAAAAGAUCCGAUCCGCUGCCCUCUGCUUCGCCAACAAUCAUUUCGAUCCUGGAGAUCACAGCUUCCCACCCAGAGUUCGCGAAAACUGGAACAAGCAAGUGGUCAAAGUGCUCGCCACUCAACAAGCCAGACGCACCCUGCAAGCGCUCUACGCCUUCGACAUCAGCGAAGCCUUCCUCAAAAGCUUCCUGUUCCGCUUAGUGGCCCAACUCCGUCCACAAUCCCCUCUCAUCACCGCCGAAAAAAUUGCUGCCUUAGGAGCACAGUUCGAAGCUGACGACAAGGUUGAUCUACUCUGCGGGCUCUCCGUACUGGAGCUGUGCCUAAUCAUCGCCAUCAAACACCACUCGGAGAUCUAUGACCGCGAUCCCUUCAACUUCGAGAUUAUCUUUGCCCGAUUCUCCAAGUUCGCCAAGGUAUCCAGCACGAUGCAGGGUGUGGAGCGGUCAGUCGUUCUGAAAGCCUUCGAGCAUUUGCGUAUUGCGGAGCUAAUCAUGCCGCUCUCUGGGGGAGGAGUUGGCGGCAAGGUGCAGAAGGAGUUCGAGAUGCACAAGUUGGCGCUGACCUACGGGCAGAUUCAGCAGGCGGUGCAACGAUACCAGGCACUGCCCACCGAGGUGGCCCAGUGGGCGCAAAGCUCGCUGAUCUAGAAGUUAAGUAAAUUCCAUAAUUGUUUUAUUUAUUUAUUUUUGUAAUAAAGUUGAAAUUGAAAUGAA